AUGGCUGUCGAACGAAUUGGCUCCAUCAUCAAGCACCUGGCCCCCGGGUCAUCGCUGAACAACAUCCAGUCCAAGAACGCCGACGACAUCGUCAUCACCUAUGCCGCUCGAACACCGCUGACCAAGGCUGGCAAGGGCGGCCUCAAGGACACCAGCCUAGAGUACAUGGUAUAUGCUCUGCUGGAGAAGGUUCGCGAGAGGAGCGGUGUUGACCCUGCUCUCGUGGAGGACAUCUGCCUCGGCAACGUGACCGAUGCCCAAGCCGCCUACAAGGUCCGAACUGCCGCCCUCGCUGCCGGCUUCCCCAACACCGCCGGUGCCAGCUCCGUCAACCGCUUCUGCUCCUCCGGUCUCAAGGCCAUUGCAGACAUUGCCCACUCCAUCUCCAAUGAUUCCAUUGCUGUGGGCAUUGCCAUGGGCGCCGAGAGCAUGUCGCACGGCCGCCCUACCGAGGAGUUUGACGAGGUCGUGUUGAAGAAGAGCCAGGAGGCCGACGACGCCGUUCAGCCCAUGGGCUGGACCAGCGAGAACGUCAGCAAGGAUUUUGGCAUUGACCGAGUCACCAUGGACAAGUACGCUGCGGAGAGUUUCCAGCGAGCCGAGAAGGCCCAGAAGGCCGGCCACUUCGACGACGAGAUUGUUCCCAUCACAACGCAGGUCAAGGACAAGAACGGCGAGCUGAAGCAGGUGACGCUGACCCAGGACGACGGCAUCCGCGCCGGCACCACCGCCGAGAGCCUGGCCAAGAUCCGAGCCGCUUUCCCCCAGUGGGGACCUACCACUACCGGCGGUAACGCCUCCCAGGUUACCGACGGUGCUGCCGCCGUGGUCCUGAUGAAGCGAUCAACCGCCAUCAAGCUGGGUCUGCCCAUCAUGGCCAAGUACGUUGGCUCCACCGUCGCCGGCGUCGCUCCCCGCAUCAUGGGCAUCGGCCCCAGCAUCGCCAUCCCCAAGCUCCUCUCCAUCUACAACAUCAACCUCAACGACAUUGACGUCGUCGAGGUCAACGAGGCCUUUGCCUCUAUGGCCGUCUACUGUCGCGACAAGCUCAGCCUGGACUGGUCCAAGAUGAACCCCAAGGGAGGCGCCAUCGCCCUGGGCCACCCUCUGGGAGCCACGGGAGCCCGACAGGUCGUGACCGGCCUGAGCGAGCUGCGGAGGACCAAGAAGAAGCUGUUGCUGACGAGCAUGUGCAUUGGUACCGGCCAGGGCAUGGCUGGUCUGUUUGUCAACGAGCAGGUGUAA
Messenger RNA from Trichoderma aggressivum f. europaeum, 1245 nucleotides. RefSeq lists its product as uncharacterized. NCBI's taxonomy places the organism in Eukaryota, Fungi, Ascomycota, Sordariomycetes, Hypocreales, Hypocreaceae. Bases 1 to 1245 code for a protein of 414 amino acids. Gene Ontology annotation, cellular component: peroxisome. The record is from RefSeq and is a predicted model, not a curated record. Gene Ontology annotation, biological process: phenylacetate catabolic process; fatty acid beta-oxidation. Gene Ontology annotation, molecular function: acetyl-CoA C-acyltransferase activity. The transcript is spliced from 3 exons.